This is a messenger RNA of Centruroides sculpturatus (bark scorpion), 447 nucleotides long. Its product is annotated as cubilin homolog. The record is from RefSeq and is a predicted model, not a curated record. Lineage: Eukaryota; Metazoa; Arthropoda; Arachnida; Scorpiones; Buthidae. The coding region runs from base 27 to 440 and encodes 137 amino acids. The transcript is spliced from 2 exons.
AUUUUGAAAAUAGAACAGAAUUUCUUAUGAUUAGAGAUGGAGGAACAAUGCAUUCUCCUGUUCUAGGAAUUUAUUGUGGAAAUUAUUUACCAGAAACAGUAUAUGCUACUGGUAACAUAAUUUUUGUUCGUUAUGUUACAUCUGGUGAACAUCCACAUUCUGGUUUUAGUGCAGAAAUUCACACUGCUGAAUGUGGAGGAUUACUUUAUGGACGUAAUAUUUCUAUAACAUCACCAAAUUUUCCACAAAAUUAUAGUAAUAGUCAAACUUGUGAAUGGAAUGUUUACGUGUGGGAAUGGAGAAUAUUAAAAUAUCGUUUUGAUGUUUUAGAUCUUGCAGAUACAUCAUGCAAUAAGGAUUUUGUUGAAGUCAAAGAAGAAAAUUCAACAGGUAAGUUGUAUCUUUUAAUUUACAAAAUAUAUAGUUUUAAUAUAGCUUAAAUAUAAU